Messenger RNA from Sebastes umbrosus (honeycomb rockfish), 1754 nucleotides. RefSeq names its product cilia and flagella associated protein 53 (gene cfap53). Lineage: Eukaryota; Metazoa; Chordata; Actinopteri; Perciformes; Sebastidae. The record is from RefSeq and is a predicted model, not a curated record. The transcript is spliced from 8 exons. Bases 107 to 1696 code for a protein of 529 amino acids.
GUGUUUCAGAGGCAGAAGAAGAAGAAGAAGAAGAGUUCAUCAGAGCUGUUGGAAGAAGAAGAAGAAGAAGAAGAAGAAGAAGAAGAAGAAGAUCGGAUGUUUUAAAAUGCUGCUGAGUCAGAGAAGAAGAAAAUGUCGGGAAGUGACGGGACCGACGCCUCAUUCAAUCGCUUUGAUAGGGAAGUCCCCGUCCUCGAGGCCGGUGGACCAGCUGAUCCAGGACAGACAGAGACAGAGAGCCGCCCGGGACCAGGUCCAGGACUUCACCAAGUCCCAGACGACCUGGGACACGAAGACGUCCUGGCUGCAGAGGGCAGACCAACGUUUCCUGAGAGGAGAAACCCAGAGACGAGUCAGAGUCGCUCUGAACCAACAGAAAGUCCACAUGGACGAGAGGAGGGACAGGCUGCGUGUCCUGCUGGAGGAGGAGCAGCAGCAGCUCCUGCAGGAGAUGGACGAGAGGACGGAGACGUUGGUGGAGAGACAGGCGAAGAUGAGACAACGAGCUAAAACCCUGAAGGACAGACGAGAGACAGAGAGACAGCAGCUGGUGGAGGACAAGAUGGAGCAGCUCUUCAGGGAGAGGUGUGAGGAGCUGCGGAGCGCCCAGAGCCUUGUCAUGGAGCAGCAGGUGAGUUGUGAGCGAGCUGCUCAGGUGAGGAGGCGUCAGCAGCAGCUGGAGGAGCAGCAGCAGGAGAAGCAGAUGUUUGAGCAGCUGUGGGACGCCGACCGGAGAGCUAAAGAGGACACGGAGACGCAGAGAGUGGAGGGACAGCGGCAGAAGAACCAGCAGCAGCUGGACACCAUCAGGACUCAGAUGGAGGCAGCAGAGCAGCAGAGACAGCAGAGGAGAGACCUCCGAGACGAGGAGGCAGUGCUCAUGCGUCAGCAGCAGGAGAUGCAUCAGCUGCAGCUGCAGCGUCAGCAGCAGCAGAAGCUGCAGGACCAGCUGAGCAGACGGAGGCAGCUGGAUCAGGGUCUACGGAUGAAGAUGAAGCGUCUGGCCAGAGAGCAGCAGGACGAGCUGCAGCUGGACAUGAACAUCCUGCAGACGCUGCUCCAACAGGAGACCGACGUCAAACAGGAAGCUGCUCAUAGGAAGGCGGAGCUGCGUGAGGAGCAGCGGAGCUACCGUCAGUAUCUAUCUGAGGAGCUGCAGAAGCAGAAGAAGGAGGAGGAGGAGACGGAGCAGCUGAUAGAGGAGAAGCUGAAGGAGGUGUGGACUAAGAGAGAGGAGCAGGGCCGGCUGCAGAGAGAGGCCAGAGACAGACUGAUGGAGGAGGUGAUGGAGGCUCGCCGUCUGCAGCUCCAACACAAACUGGACCUGAACAUAGAGAGACAAGCAGAGCUGUCCUCAGAGAAAGACAAGCUGGACAGACAGAUGGAGGACAUGAAGCUGAUGGACGAGGACCAGAAAAGACGUCAGAAGCAGUCCUCCGAGGCGUACCGGGCCGACCUGGAGGCCCAGAUGAAGCAGCAGCAGCAGCUCCGGGUGGAGCAGAGAGCUCAGGCUGAGAGGGAACACCAGCAGGGUCUGAUCCAGCAGGAGCUGUACGACCAGAGGAAGGACCAGAUCCUCUCCAGACCCUCGUCCCACACCGCCGCACCCCCCCAUCCAUUCAGACGAGCAGAGGGGUCCAGGUCUGCCUCCGGGUCUGCCUCCGGGUCUGCCUCCAGACACCGCCUCACACAGUAACAUCCAAACAUCACGCUACUCUGGUACUCUCUCAAUAAAAACAGUCUGUCAGAUUUAA